Anas platyrhynchos (mallard) is the source of this 1676-nucleotide messenger RNA. RefSeq names its product cytochrome c oxidase assembly factor COX20 (gene COX20). Gene Ontology annotation, biological process: mitochondrial respiratory chain complex IV assembly. NCBI's taxonomy places the organism in Eukaryota, Metazoa, Chordata, Aves, Anseriformes, Anatidae. The record is from RefSeq and is a predicted model, not a curated record. Gene Ontology annotation, cellular component: mitochondrion; mitochondrial inner membrane.
GUGACCCUCGAGCCUCCUCAACCGCCGUAACGGUGGCUGGAGUCGUGCCGAGCGGCUGCUUGCCCGUGUGGCAGCGGGUGAAACCCUGCUGUAACGGGGCACGGCGUGGGUGCAGCACGGGUAGCCUGGCUUCUUCUACAAGAGGGUGCUUGAAAUCAUUAGGGCAGGGCUUUCUGUCCCACUGGCACAAAGGGAUGGUGUGGGAGCAGCUGAGGGCUGUUCACAGACAACAGAGAUUAAAUUAUUAAUGGAGGUUUCUUACUUGAACACAAAUCCAUUUGUAGUCAGAGGCUUGCCAUCCCUUUAUCCGUAGUCAGGCAUCCUCUCAGUGACUUCCCUCAGUGUUGCCAGCCCUUUGUGGAUGGUUUAUGGUGGUAUCCCAUCUUUAAAAUCCACUUGGUCCAACUAUAGCAGCUUUCAAAAAAAAAAAAAUCAUUGUUAAUGACUUCAGCUGGUACUGUUGCACAUUGCAGUGUUUAAUGGUAUUUAACGAUUUGAAGUUAAUGGAAUGGUUGAAGACAGAAUUAGCGCACCACCAGUAACAGUCCUUUAAACUCCUAGGAUUUCUUGAUGUUAAAAAUGUCCCAUGUGCACGAGAAUCAGUGCUCUAUGGCUCUGUGGGAUCUUUAGUUGUGGGUCUUGGACACUUUUUAGCAACCAUAUUUUUGUUUCAGGUAGAGUUAAAAGAUCCUGCGACUUUGCAGUCGGUGGCUUUAUUUGCACAAUGUUAGGAUACUGGUUUUACUGCAGGUACAUUUUAGCCAAACACAGGAUCCGGCAAAGAAUGCUUAAAGAAGGAAUGAGAAACAAAAUUUUAUUUGAAGGCAGUUCUUUUGAUCCAGAAAAAAAACAAACAGACAGUGAAAGAAGCAAUUCAUAGUCUGCUCUAGAAGAAUCUGUGGGCUAAUACAGCUUUGGGAGAAGGUGGUCCAAAAAUGGUGGUGUUCCCUGUAAACGUGUGAGGUAACUGAUAAAUCAUGCUGAUUUUCCUAGAAAAUUCAAGUAAGAAAUUCAGUGUUAAAUCAGUAUACAAGCCUUUCUUUGUUUCAUGUAUGUAUGUAUAUGACUAUGUACACGGUCAGGAAUGACCUCCAUGGUUUUGGCUUGUUAAACAUUUGGGAAUUGAUGUGGUCUGCUGCAGGGUCUUGGAGGAUUAAUGAUGACAUUUUGGGACUGCUUGAACUGUAUUAUAAACAGAAUGGUGCAUUUUAGCAAAGUUGUAAUUACGUCUCAUUUAAAUACAGGCAAAUAUUUCCAUCAGCUCUUCUCUGAGUAAAUGCAUCUUUCAGUGCUGCUGGUAAGCAUGCUGUUUGUAAAACAGGAGUAUUUAAAUAGUCGGUGAAUGCUUUGCCUGUGCAAGGUGGAUAUCAGUAGCUUUUGUAAGAUUUCAGCUGCAGAGCAGUGGGCAGCUUCAAAUAAUCUAUAUAUACUGUGAGCUUCCAUCUGUGUCUGUGCAAAACGAAGAAUAAAACCACGCUUCAGGAGGAGCCUCAGGUAUUUGUGUAGUAUCUUUUGACUUGAUUAAAAAUCUUCUCUUUGAGACGUUUCCUUAACAAUUGCUGGAAUAAUAGUUAAUAUUACAAGUAGUAACGGUAAGCAGUUCAUGGAAAAAGGCAUGUUCUGUUAAUAUAUUUCACUGUAAAUCUUAAGAUAAAAAUAUAUCUACAUGCUUUAAA